Molecule: messenger RNA, 1938 nt
Organism: Gracilinanus agilis (Agile Gracile Mouse Opossum)
Lineage: Eukaryota; Metazoa; Chordata; Mammalia; Didelphimorphia; Didelphidae
Product: lys-63-specific deubiquitinase BRCC36
Exons: 1
Coding region: 14-799 (261 amino acids)
Biological process (GO): double-strand break repair
Cellular component (GO): BRCA1-A complex; BRISC complex
Molecular function (GO): polyubiquitin modification-dependent protein binding; cysteine-type deubiquitinase activity; metallopeptidase activity
Source: RefSeq, a predicted model, not a curated record
ACACUCAUCCGCCAUGGCUGUCGUGGCGGUGCACCUGGAUUCGGAUGCGUUCCUGGUGUGCCUCAACCAUGCCCUGAGCACAGAGAAGGAGGAGGUGAUGGGGCUGUGCAUCGGCGAGGUGGACACCAGCAAGAUCGUGCACAUCCACUCGGUGAUCAUCCUGCGGCGCUCAGACAAGCGCAAGGACCGCGUGGAGAUCUCCCCAGAGCAGCUGUCCGCUGCGUCCACAGAGGCCGAGCGGCUGGCUGAGCUCACUGGCCGGCCCGUGCGGGUGGUAGGCUGGUACCACUCGCACCCGCACAUCACCGUGUGGCCGUCGCAUGUGGACGUGCGCACACAGGCCAUGUACCAGAUGAUGGACCAGGGCUUUGUGGGCCUCAUCUUCUCGUGCUUCAUCGAGGACAAGAACACCAAGACUGGCAGGCUACUGUAUACGUGCUUCCAGUCGGUGCAGGCGCAGAAGAGCACCGACUAUGAGCGCAUCGAGAUCCCCAUCCAUGUAGUGCCACACGACACCAUCGGCAAGGUUUGCCUCGAGUCGGCCAUUGAGCUGCCCAAGAUCCUGUGCCAGGAGGAGCAGGAUGCCUACCGCCGCAUCCACAGCCUCCCGCACCUUGACUCGGUCACCAUGAUCCACAACGGCUCCGUCUUCACCAAGAACCUGUGCAGCCAGAUGUCGGCCAUCAGCGGGCCGCUGCUGCAAUGGCUCGAGGACCGACUGGAGCAGAACCAGCAGCGGGUGCGUGAGCUGCAGCGGGAGAAAGAGCUGCUGCUGCAGGAGCUGGCAGCCCUAGACUGAGGCCCGGGAGGGGGUGGGGAGGGACAAGGGAGGGGUCGGUCAUUCCUGGGGUUUGGUGGUUUGCUUUCAGUCCACCAACAGACCUAUGGCAGGCACGCUUGUACAGAGAUUCCCUGUGUCCCAAAGCUGGAAGAACCUGAUUUUUGUAUAAAGUAUUUUGGCAAAAAUUCCAGCAGAAUUGUCUGUACAUUUAAUUCUGUGCACGGUAAUGAAGAGAAAAGUGUACCCAAAGGGAAAGAGAAGGGAAAAGCACCUUGCUCAAGGUGCUGGGGAUGCAAAGACAGGCCUUCUGGGAACCUUGGGGAGGCAGCCUAUAUAUAUAUAUACACAUAAAUAUAUGCAAGAUAGCAAGACCUAUAAUUGGCACAAUGCAUAGAAUAUUAGACCUGGAGUCAGGAAGACCCAAGUUCUAAUUCUGAAGGUACUAGCUGCCUGAGGCCUGGACAAGCCAUUUAACCUUUUUCAGCCUCGAUUCCUCACCUGUAAAAUAGGGAAGAAUAAUAGCACCACUUGUAGAAAUCAGAUGAGAGAGAAAUGUAAUGCUUUUUGCAAACAUUAAAGUACCAUAUAAAUGCUAGCUAUUACAUACAAAGCAGUGAGGUAGGAGUGGAAGAUAUGAGGUGAUGGAAUAGGAAAGACUGGCUUAGAGAUUGUUUUCAUUGCCCAAAUGUAAUUAGACACUAAAGUCCAUUCCUGAGUAUUAAUUAACCAAUAUAUAUGUGUGUAUGUAUGUAAACAUAUGUUUUCAUAUAUUCACCCCCUCACAUACAAAUACACACACACACAUAUAUAUAUAUGAAAGACUUAAGGUAAAGAAGGCUUUUAUUGCCCUAAUGAAGUUAGGCACUAGAACAUUCAUGAAUAAUAUACCAGGAGAGAGUGAGUGUGCAUUUUAAAGAGGGAGAGAGACAGAGACAGCCAAGUGGCUUAAUGGGUAGAGCACUGAACCUGAAGUCAGGAAGACUUGAAUUUGAAUUUGACCUCAGAUACUAGCCCUGUGACCCUGAGCAUGUCAACUUCUGUUUGCCUUAAUCCACUGGAGAAGGAAAUGGCAAACCACCUUAGUAUCUUUGUGAAGGAAAUCUUAUGAAUGUUAUGGUCCAUAAUAAACAUAUGUAUUGUAUACAUGUAUACAUGUA